Molecule: messenger RNA, 5427 nt
Organism: Saxophila tyrrhenica
Lineage: Eukaryota; Fungi; Ascomycota; Dothideomycetes; Mycosphaerellales; Extremaceae
Exons: 1
Coding region: 1-5427 (1808 amino acids)
Cellular component (GO): endoplasmic reticulum membrane
Molecular function (GO): zinc ion binding
Source: RefSeq, a predicted model, not a curated record
AUGGCCGACGAUCCACCCACCAUGGACCCUACCAACGACUACCCCCUCACCCGCCGCUCCACCCUCUCCUCCACUACCUCCGCCCCACCCCCCGAAACCUGCCGCAUCUGCCGCUCCGAGCCCACCGCCACCGAACCGCUCUUCCACCCCUGCAAAUGCAACGGCAGCAUCCGCCACGUCCACCAAGAAUGCCUGAUGGAAUGGCUCUCGCACUCGCGCAAAACGCACUGCGAACUGUGCAAAACGGCGUUCCGGUUCACGAAGCUCUAUGACGCCGAUAUGCCUGCCACUUUACCGUGGGGAGUUUUUGUGCGGAGGGCGGGAUGGCAUGUCCUGCAAGGAGCGGGGAGGACGGGGAGAGGGGUGGUGGUGGCGGGGAUGUGGUUGGGGGUCGUGCCGUGGGUGGUGAGGUGGGUUUGGCGGUGGUUGUUCUGGUUGGCGGAUGCGGGGUGGGCGAAGGAGGGGUUUGUGGGGUGGAUGGGGGAGAGGUUGGAAGAGGAGGGUGCGUACAACGGCACGAGCUAUGUGGAUAGAAUGGGUCAGAUGGUGGGGAUGGUCACGCAGACUACAGAGCAGGACUCCGACUCCUUUCCCGCCCGCAUCGCGCGUUCGAUCUACUCCCUCGCCAGCCCUGCCGCUACUUCCAACGCCCACACGGACCUCUACGCCAACCCCACGACCAACUUCACCCAAACCCUCCCAACCACAGCUCCCUCCCUCCUAACCCCCUUCCCCCACCUCGCCCACCCCACCAGCUCCCCCCGCCUCAACGCCCUCCUCCUCGACAUCUUCGAAGGCCAACUCAUCACCUGCCUCAUCAUCACUGCCUUCAUCCUCAUCUUCCUGAUCCGCGAGUGGGUCGUGCAACAACCGAUCCUCAUGAACCUGCGCGCCGAGGACGCGGGGGUGGACGAAGGGAUGAUGGAGGAGUGGCAGGUGCGGUUAAGGGAGACGCAGGAGAGGGUGAGGGCGCAGAGAGAGGCGCUUGAGGAGACGAGGGGAAGGUUGGAGAGGUUGGGGGAGGGGACGGGGUUCGUGGGGUGGGAGAGGCUGGGAGAGGUGAUGGAUGAGGGGACGGAGUAUAUGAGGAUUGGUGAGGGGGAGGGCGGCGAGGUGGAGUACGCGCGGUUCGUCGCUGCUGCUAGGGAGUUUGUUGAGCAAGUCCGUGCUGCGAAGGCGCAGAGCGUGACUCCCGAAGAGAUCACGCGGAAGCUGGCUGAGAAGCUGAGCGCAUACGGCGUCGAAGAGCGGAGACGGUGGGAAGGUGUUUUGCUGGAGGAGUUUGCAAAACAGGCCGUUGCGCGACGGAAGAAAGAGUCUAGCAGCGCGGGAGGAGCUGACGCCAUAGCGCAGACGGUGGACGAAAGUGAUGAGUGGGUGGACAUGGACGAGGACGACAGCGAAGCGAGCACUGCACCUCGAAGGCGGCCGCGACUGCCUGAACGGGACUUCAUGGCGAGAGCGACGAGGGUGCAGCGGAGUCUUGUCGAGGCUGACGAGGAAACCGAAGACCAGGGACCUGCUAUCGGACCGUCGCCCGCGAACGUGCCGCGCUUACUGGACGUGACCAGUAUGCGUGACGAGGUCCGGCAGGAAAUGCUCGCUGCGUUCAUCUCGGACUCAUUCCGCCUUCCCGACGGUGAAGCUGCGGUGCCAGCACCGCCAUCUACAGCUCCGGCCCAGCAGCCGCCGGAGCGUACCGGCACGAACGACGGUGAUGGCAAUGAGAAUGCCUCGUCGAAGCCCACUCGCGCCUUUGAUCCGCUUCCCAUUACAAACGCUGGCCCGGAUGCGAAGGUCAAUAUUAAGAUCAGCGGGACGGGGAGGUUGACUGCUGUGCCGGAACCGAGAGAUGAGGAGGUCGUCGAGCGGGAGACGGAGGAGCUGGAGAAGCUUGAGAGGGAGAUUGCGGAGGAGGAUGGGGCUGUUGGGUCUUGGGAGGGUGCUGGGACCGACGCGGACUCUGCUGCUGCUGGUGCUGAUUCUGCUACUGCCGCAGAAGGCGAUGCAAACGCCAAUCCAGCUGCUGACCAAGCCAACACAAACAACAACCCCUUCCACCCCGCCGGCCGCAUGCCCCCCGAGCGCCGCAACAGCGAGAGCUUCGGCAACCGCGUCGCCAGCGUCUUCCGCGAAGAAUUCGGCUUCGAAGACGCAGGACACGAGUUCGACGAGCUCAGAGUCGCGAUCAAUCAACCCUUGCCUCCCGAGCGGGACGAGGGCGAGCCGGGCGUUGACGCUGAGCCCGAUGAAGUGCCUCGAAGAGUUGAAGUGAGAAAUGUCGGUUUGGUAGGAAGGAUCAGGGAUUGGUUCUGGGGCGAUAUCCGCGCGCCCGCAGCUGCCGUCGCACAACUUGCUCCACGCGUGGAAGAAGAACGAAGACAACGAGAAGUAGACCUAGAUGGUGAUCAAGCAGAAGCGCCCUUUGUCCCCGUCCGCGACGGCGAACCCGCGCCUCACGCGCACGCUCCUCAACCUCCCGUACAACCUCACGCACACGCUGCUCCACCUCCAGCCCAACCCCACGCAGACCACGAUCCGGAAGUCCUCGCCGCCGCACAAGCCGCCGGUCUCGACCCCGAAGCCAUCGAAGACGCCGAAGACCUCGAAGGGAUCUUCGAGCUGCUCGGCCUGCAGGGACCGAUCAUCGGGCUCUUCCAGACCUCGGCGUUUUGUCUUUUGCUGGUUUCGGCGACAGUGGGAGGGGCGGUCGUGGCGCCGUAUAUCUUCGGCAAAGUGGUGUUGAGUCUGGUGGGCAGUCCGGGGUACUUUUUGGUGCAGGUGCCGCUGAGGGCUGCGGGGGCGGGGGCGGAUUUUGUGGUUGAUGUGGGCGUUGUGGUGUUGAGUGGGUUGGGGAUGGUGGUGCAGUGGGUUGUGAGGGCGUUGGGGGUGGGGGUCACGAUGCCUGGGUUCAGUGCUGGUGUGGUGGAAAGACUUGCGGAGUUCUGGCUUGGUGCGUCGAAGAAUGCUGGAGCGAGACUGCAGGGCUUGCUGUCCAUCGAGCAAGGCCCUGAGGACGUGAUGUGGAGCUGGGCCAUCCUCGCCUGGAGCGUGCAUUCCCAUGCUUCACUCCGACAGAUUGGGGACGAAGUUGAUGCUAUCCUCAGCUACAUCAGCGCUGCCAUCACCUGGACCGUCGAAACCAUCUCCUCCGGCUCCGUCCUCACCGUCUGCACCCACACCCUCCGCAACUUCGCCCACAUCCCCGACUUCCCCCAUCACCUCCAUACCACCAGCAUCUACCUCCACACCACCACUGCUCCCCUCCUAACCUUUGUCAAAGACCUCUCCCACGGCUCAUUAAACUUCUCCCCACCCAGCAUCCCCUCUGACCCCACCCUCAUCCACUGGACCCCGACCGACCGCUUCCUCGCCAUCCUAACCGGCUAUGCCACCCUCGCCGCCCUCGCCGCAAUCUACGUCGCCCUCGACUCCCCCCUCACCCUCACCGAAGCCGGUCAACGCACCGAGAAAGCCGUCCGCGACGGCCUCCGACAGGCCGGGGGGGUGCUGAAAGUCAUCCUCAUCAUCAGCAUCGAGAUGCUCGUUUUCCCCUUGUACUGCGGAUUACUCCUGGACCUGGCAUUCCUCCCUUUGUUCCCCGGAGCGAGCGUCGCGACGCGCUGGGCCUUUGCGGGAGCGAAACCAUGGACGUUCUGCUUUGUGCAUUGGUUCGUGGGGACGUGCUAUAUGUUCCACUUCGCGCUGUUCGUGGGCAUGUGUCGCAAGAUCCUGCGAAAGGGCGUGUUGUGGUUCGUCCGCGACCCGGACGAUCCGACGUUCCAUCCUGUAAGAGAUGUGCUGGAACGGAACGUGGGCGUGCAGUUGAGGAAGAUUGCCUUCUCCGCAUUAGUCUACGGGGCUCUUGUGAUCUUGUGUUUGGGCGGUGUGGUGUGGACGGUUACGCAGCUGGGGGAGGGAGUGUUCCCCGUGCGCUGGGGGGCUACGGAGCCGGUGUUGGAGUUUCCGUUCAAUCUGUUUGUGUACAAUUUCGUCACGCCGCUUGUGCUGCGGGUGAUCAAGCCGACGGAGGCGGUGGGGGAGGUUUAUGGGUGGUGGUUGCGCAGGUGUGCCAGAGGGCUACGAUUGAGCCACUUUUUGUUCGGGCAGCGGAGGCGGGAAGAAGAGGGCGUCUCCCAGCACGAGAGCUGGAAGGAGAUGUUCGAGACUCUCUCAUCAAUCUGGUGGAAGGCGGAUGACGAUGCACGACCCGAAGCGAAGAAAUGGCAAGACCCUCGCUUCACCCCCAACGGCAAAUUCGUCCUCACGCCCUGCAACGACCAGUACCGCCCCCCGAAACCCGGUGAAGCCUUCCUCCACGUCCACGACGACGACGUCUUCAUCUCCGACCGCCACGGCCACAAAAACGACCAUUUCGCCCGCAUCUACGUGCCCCCGCUCUUUCGCGUGCGCGUGACGCUGUUUAUGGUGUGUCUGUGGCUCUUCUCCGCCGGGCUGGGACUGUGCGCUACCAUUCUUCCGCUGGUCAUCGGACGCAGGAUCCUUUCCGCCAUGUUGCCGGACGCUGCACGAGCGAACGAUCUCUACGCCUACUCCAUCGGCGCCUACCUCCUCUCCUGCCUGCUCUUCACAGCUUUGAAAGGCCGGCGCGGCGCGGCUUUCGUCAAGACGAAAGCGCGAUCCCUGAACGCCUGGGCGUGGAUCUCGCGCGCGCAGCGCCUGGCGGCGAGAAUCCUGCGAUGUUGCUACGUCUACGGCUUCCUCGGCAUCGUGAUCCCGACGGUGUUCGCGCUGGUGCUGCAGUUCUACCUCAUCCUGCCGCUGCAAACCUGGGCCGCUUCCGUCGCCUCCUCCUCCACUCCCAGCGCAGCCGGCGACGCCUCCACCGCGAACAACGCAACCUUGUCGCUCGCCCACUUCGCCAACCUCACCGCCUCGCCCACCGAGACCAACCCAUCUUUGUCGCCCUCAACCUUCCACAUCCUGCAAUCCUACGCCCUCGGCCUCGUCUACGCCCGCAUCGCUCUGCGCCUCAUCUUCACGGCGCCGGCCUCCCGCGCCGCAGAAGCGUUCCGUCGCAUCACAGCGCCGGGGUACUUCGACCCGGACGUCCGGCUCGCGACGCGGUUUGUGGUGUUGCCUGCUACGCUGUUCUCUUUGACUAUCCUGCUGGUUCCGGCGGUGGGGGCGAAAGUAGCGUUUACGAUAAUCACUUCCCUUCGUCUCGACGGCGGCGUACUGGCAGAAGAAGGGAGUGAGGAGCGGGUGAAAAUGUACCGCUACGCCUACCCGCUCGCCGCGUCAGCGGUGAUGCUCGUGCUCGCGUGCGGGGAAGUGCUAAAGGCGACGCGGAGGUGGAGGGCGAGGAUUCGGGAUGAGGUGUAUCUUGUGGGCGAGCGGUUGCAUAAUUUUGGGGAGAAGAGGCCGCCGGAGGGGACGGGGAGUGUGGUGCGCAGGGAGAGGUGA